AUGACAGCCUUUUGGACACCGCUUGUGGUGAUGUGCGGUGUCUUCGGCUCGCUAUCACCGCAACUGAUGUCCUCGCGGGUGGUGUCGGAGGAGGUGUCCGGGGGUGCGGUGAUGUCCGGCCACCUCGCACACCACGGCAAGUGUGAGCCCAUAACCAUCCCGCUCUGCAAAGACCUCAAAUACAAUGAGACAAUACUUCCCAAUAACUUGAACCACGCGAAGCAGGAGGACGCGGGUCUGGAGGUCCACCAGUUCUUCCCGCUCGUCAAAGUCCAGUGCAGUGUCGACCUCCAGAUGUUCCUGUGCUCUAUGUAUGCGCCCGUCUGCACCAUUCUCGACAAACCGCUGCUUCCGUGUCAGUCGCUCUGCCAGUCGGCGAAGAACGGGUGCGAACAUCUCAUGAAUAAGUUCGGCUUCAAAUGGCCGGAACCGCUCAACUGCGACAAGUUUCCCACCAAUGAGGACAAGAAGCGCGGCGUCCUGUGCUUCGGUCAGGACAGCGACCAGUCGGGCGACGGGCUGAACGGCUCGCCCUAUCGGCCGUUCGUGAAUACGGCGGCGACCAAGUCGUGGCCCAAGUCGCCGGCGAACGCCACCAUCAGUCGCGACCUCGGCUUCGUGUGUCCCGUCAACUUCCAGACGCCUCCCGGAAUGGAUUACGUGUUUCGCAUUCAGGGCAAAAGCCACAAGAACUGCGGCGCCCCUUGCGAUGGCAUACUCUUCGGCAAAGACGAGCGCCGUAUCAUUCGCUUGUGGACCGGCCUGUGGGCCAUCCUAUGCGUGGUGUCCACUCUGUUCACAGUCGCCACGUAUGUCAUUGACACCAAACGCUUCCAAUACCCCGAGAGGCCCAUCAUAUUCCUCAGCCUCUGCUACUUCUUCGUGGGCGUCGUCUACAUCUGCGGCUUCGCGUUGGGCGACUCCGUGGCCUGCAAUCAGCCCUUCCCGGCGCCCGACGGCCAGACGAAUGUGCAGAUGAUUCGCACCAUAACUCAGGGCAAUAAGAAGGAGAAGUGCACUCUUCUCUUCAUGACUCUCUACUUCUUCACCAUGUCUUCGGCCAUCUGGUGGGUUAUACUGACCAUCACGUGGUUCCUGAGCGCUGGGCUCAAGUGGUCGCACGAGGCCAUCGAAAACAACUCGCAUUACUUUCAUCUGAUGGCGUGGGCGGUGCCCGCCAUCAAGACGAUCACCGUUCUGGCGAUGAACAAAGUGGAGGGCGAUGUGUUGAGUGGCGUGUGUUUCGUGGGCCUCUGGAAUCAGUCCUAUUUGGCCGGCUUUGUGCUCAUCCCGCUCCUCAUAUACCUAACGGUGGGCGCCCUCUUCCUGACGGCCGGCUUUGUCUCGUUGUGGCGCAUCCGGACGCUCAUGAAAAUGGACGGCACCUUCAAAACGGAUAAACUCGAGAAACUGAUGCUCCGGAUCGGCUUCUUCUCGGUGCUAUACCUGUGCCCCGCGAUCCUCCUGUUGGCCACCUAUUACUACGAGCACAACAACAUCGACUCGUUUCUGCUCUCAUGGCUCACCGACGUGUGCCAUAAGCCGGAGUUCGGCAUCCCGUGCCCGCCGCCCAAAGUGGACCUCAAGCCCUCGAAACCCUAUUUAAGUGUAUUUCUCAUUAAGUACAUCACAUGCCUUAUGCCUGGCAUCACAUCCGGCUUCUGGAUCUGGUCGGAGAAGACGCUGAGUUCGUGGGCUCACGCCUUCCGACGGCUGUGUUGUCUGAACACCAGAACCGAGGCCUAUGUAUAG
Messenger RNA from Oppiella nova, 1752 nucleotides. NCBI's taxonomy places the organism in Eukaryota, Metazoa, Arthropoda, Arachnida, Sarcoptiformes, Oppiidae. The record is from the annotation of a GenBank genome assembly.